UCACGAACGAUUAAACAUGGAGGUUAGAAAACACCGAUGACAGCUUUCUCACUGAAUAUGCAUAUGCAUGACAGCGUGUUCACGCGUGCGCGUAAAUAAUCUCGCGCUAAAAAUCUGAAAAUCAAUUCGAAAUUCGUGCGAACUAACGUUUUAACUGCAAUUCUUACGAAGCCUCAUCGAGUCGACGUAAAUCCAGACUUAAAGCCUCGAAGCGUAACUACUCGAUUAGGACGCAUUAUCUCACCAACAUGUUGUAUGAAAAAAAGUAGACAAUAAACGUAGGAGAUACAAACGAUAUUAAAAUCGGCGAUCAUGUAACAAGAUCACAAACAAUUUUCCUCGCGAUGGAGGAUUACACGCCGAUCGACGAGGACUUCCCGGGCCGGCUGCUGCACCAGGCCGCGCUCUGGGACAACGCCGAGCUGCUCGAGGACCUGCUGCGCGGCGAGCACGCGCAGUAUAUCAACAGCAAGGAUUCGUGGGGCAGGACGCCGAUGCACGCGGCCGCGAUCACGGAGAACUCCCGCUGUCUGGACGUGCUGUUGACCGCCGGCGCCGAUCCGAACGUCACUUGCGGCCCGCGCGGUCAUCAUCGCACGCCGUUGCACGUGUGCGCGGAGCACGGGCACGCCGGCAACGUGGAGAAGCUGCUGAGCUUCAACGCGGACCUCAUGAUCCGCGACGACGACGGCCUGCAGCCGCUCGACAUCGCCGAGAAGGGCAAGCACGACUCCUGCAUUCGUCUGCUGAAAGCGGGAGCGGAGAAAUACGAGCUCGCCAAACAGGCGACUCACGCUUCUCUGCGCGCGGCUUGCAUUCAGGGCGACACCGUAGCCGCCAGGAACAUUAUUCAAAGUUUGUCGACCGACUUGGAAUGCGUGGUGAACAUGGCACCGAACGGCGCCAACACGUUACUCUUCGUCGCCUGUGAGAGCGGACACAAGGACAUCGUGCGGCUGCUGCUGGAUCACGGCGCCGACUGCAGAAUACAUCCGGUCACCAAGUACUGUCCGCUCUACAUAGCGUGCUACCACGGAAAAGUGGAGAUCGUCGAUCUGCUGCUUCGUCACUUCCCCAAACAGGUGCAGCAGCUCACGGUGGAACGCUGGCUGCCGAUUCACGCGGCGGCGAUAAACGGUCAUCAUCUCGUGAUCGAUAUGCUGCUCAAAUUCGAAUAUCCACAACACAUCUUUCAGCGUUAUCGCGACUCGUCCGGCGAAUUCGAGUACGACCUGCCAUUCGAUAUCAACGCGCAAGACGUCACAGGCCAGCACGCGCUCUACAUCGCCAGCAUGUUGGGUAACAUCAGGUGUGUCGAAUUACUGUUGGGUUAUCGAGUGAAAGCGAGGACGACCAAGGAGGAGGACGGGGUGAGCGGCGCCCAGCAGCUUCCGGUGUCGAAACGAAAGAUCUCGAGCGGCAUCCAGAGGUUGAUGUCGUCGUUGAAUUUUCGCAGCAAAACUUCCACAGACAAGAAAGACGACAAAAUGAUCUACCCGACGAAUCUAGAUCUUUAUUGUAACAACGGCAGCGAGACCGCGCUGCACGUGGCGGUUCGGGGUAGACACACCGAGGUGGUGAAUGCUCUUCUUCAAGCCGGUGCGAAUCUAGAGUUACCCGUGAAAAUCCCGCACGAUCAGAGCGAUUCCGAAGGUAAUUACUUGAACGUUUUGACGAUCGCGUGUCAGAACCGCGACGUGAAGAUCGCGGAUCUGCUGCUGAAGCACGGUGCUGUCGACAACGAGUGUCGAGCGCUGAAGAUCGCCGCGCAGAAUCGCGACGAGGCGCUAACGGCGAAACUGCUGUCGAUCAAAGCGCAUCCGGACUCUGAGUACAAGAUUAAUAAGAAGGCGAUGACCGAGUGCACGCAAAGCUCGCACUUCUCCGCCUUGUCGUCGUUCGGUCACGUCACGUACUCCGCAUUAUUUCCGAAGACACCGACGAUGAUCAACUGGCACAACCAGCAGUGUCGCCUGUCGCAAAUCCGACUGCAGUGGUUGAUCGACGCGGUGUUGCACGUUAAUAAGAAACUAAGUCCGAAGAACAACGAUCUGGUGCUCUACGCGAUCACGCGAAUCGAUAUCUCUCACAACUCCAUCACCUCCGUGCCGUCCGCAAUAUUCUAUUUGCAGAGCUUGCGUUAUCUCAACAUGGCACAGAAUAAAAUCGACACUCUCAUAGCGGAGUCGAAAAAUCCGAAGGACAAGCUCUGUCCGGUUUUGGAAGAAAUGUAUCUGCAGGAUAAUCGAUUAGAACAGCUGCCCGAGUUCAUCAUGAACUUACCCGCGCUUGAGAUCAUGGACGUGUCCAACAACAAGCUGCAAUGUCUACCCCAGAACUUGUGGCGUGCGCCCAAGUUGAAGGAACUAAACGCGUCGUUCAAUCUGCUGCGCGAUCUUCCAAGCCAAGCGUCGCAGAAUGUCCUGAGAAAGUCUCAACGCAGCGAUGAGACGCAGAACAGCACCACUUUCCGCGGACUGAGCGCCAUACCGCGAAUUGAAUCCAUGGAGUUCGACUCGUUCACGAAGAUUGCGAACGCGCAGGUGAUCGAGAUGGAACGACCGCACGUAUGGACCACUUCGGUGCAGGUGUCGGAGAAGAUGAGCGACGACACGGAGAACGGUAACAAGUCGGUAUUAGCGUCGUUGAACUUGGCUCACAAUCUCUUCAACAGUAUUCCCGUAGCUUUGCCGUGUCUGGCGGUGAGUCUCGUGCGAUUAAAUAUGGCGUACAAUUCGUUGCGUUCGAUGAGUCACAUUACUUCGUAUCCGGCGAGUCUGAAGCAGUUGGACCUGUCGAACAACCAGAUCACGCGAUGGCCGAGUCUGCCGCAGAUCGACAGCUCCGACAGCAUGGAGCAGGCGAACACCGCCUGCUACUGUCCGAUUGUAAACGCACAAUCACCCGGUAUUGUGCCCGGCAAUCGACAGACGCCCACAUCGAUGCGCGACAUAGUCUUACAGUCGAUCUGCGUGCACAGACGACAUUUGCGACUGGAGAACUUGCGUACGUUGAUCCUAGCGAACAAUCUGCUAAAUCGCAUUCAGUUGACAUCGUGCGACGACGGUGAAAUGCCUUACCUAGAAGAGGAAAGGGACUCCGAUAGAGAUUCGAAGACCGGAUACUCUUCUAAACCUUACCUGCUCUUUCCCAAUGUUAGUAUGCUGGACAUCAGUAACAAUCAACUGCGCGAAAUACCGCACAAUAUUUAUGAGCUGAGCAAUUUGUCGGUGCUGAACAUCAGCGGCAACCACGAAAUUGUCGAAUUACCGCCACAGAUGGGUUUGCUAGGCCGUUUAUGGAAUUUAAACACGCAAGGCUGCCGGCUGCAGGAACCGCUCAAAUCGAUGAUCGAAUCGAAGAAAUACAAGACCAUGGACGUGAUCGGUUAUCUGAAGUCAAUUCUGGAGGACGCAAAAGCGUACGCGCGCAUGAAGCUAAUGAUCGUCGGUAUUCAGGGAAUUGGCAAAACAAGUUUAUUGGAACAGCUACGACAAGAAGGUGAGGUGCUAAACAAGAAGAAGGCAUCCGAGCACUGGGCUAAGCGCAUGGGCAAUAAGAACAUCAACGCGAAGACCGCCAAAGGUACGACAAUCUCGACGGUUGGCGUGGACAUCGGCGAUUGGAUCUACGAAAAAAAAGUGCGUGGACAAUCGUCCCAUGGACCGGUCUACUUAAGGACAUGGGACUUUGGUGGUCAACGAGAAUACUACGCGACACAUCAGUACUUUUUGUCGAAGCGUAGUCUGUACUUGGUCGUGUGGCGAAUCACGGAUGGUUUCAAAGGCGUUUCCGAGAUUUUCCAGUGGCUGGUAAACAUCCAGAGCAGAGCACCGAACUCGCCAGUCAUCAUCGUUGGUACUCACUAUGAUGUUUCCUUUGAACAUAGUGAAGGUUUGCAACAAUACAUUCGCGACAAGUUUAUCAAUGUAGUUGAUGCCGAGAAAUGUGGCCUGCCAAAGGUUAUGGAAACCAUCGAAGUGAGUUGUAAGACGCGACAUAAUAUUAAAAUGUUAUGCAAUCUCAUCUACGACGUCGUAUUUAGCCUAAGAUCGCCCGGUAGCAAAGAACUACUAUUGGAACAAAAAGUUCCAGCAAGUUAUCUAGCUCUGGAAGACGUGGUAAUUCAGCUGGCGCACGAUAGAAAAUUGUCCGGUUUGGAUCCGGUGCUGAAGGCCGAUCAAUAUUAUGCCGCGGUCAACAACGAGCUUCAGAAGUUGCACAGAUCUUUCAGAGACCCCGCCGAACUACACCAGGCGACGCUGUUUCUUCAUGAGAACGGUAUAAUACUGCAUUACGACGAUGCUACGUUGAAAGAUCUUUAUUUCUUGGAUCCGCAAUGGUUGUGCGACAUGCUGGCCCACGUAGUCACUAUACGAGAGAUCAAUCCGUUCGCCAGAUCUGGCAUAAUGAAGCUGGACGACAUCCAGCACGUCUUCAAAUCCUCCACGAUAUCAUCGAUCGAUACUCAAGGUUACAUCGUCAGUCUGCUCAAUAAAUUCGAAGUCGCUCUGACGUGGGACUGUCGCACGUUGCUGAUACCGUCUCUCUUGCCAACUGAGGAGGACAUUCUGCGUAAUAAUCAAAUCAUCAAAGUGCCUGUGAAGACACGCGGUUGGCACGUACGCGCAAAAAAGAUCACGUCUCCUAUGUUCACAUGCUUGGGUGCGACACCCGGUGACAAUAAGAGCAAUGCUGAAUGCGUGCUCACGUCGAGAGGGCAGCCCGACUGUUCCGUUACCAGAUUAUUGCUCAUGUCAUAUUUCCCCAGCGGUUUCUGGUCUCGUUUGAUAACUCGCAUUCUCGCCGAUGACGCUAUCGUUGAGAUUGUUAUGUCCUUUCUGGCGCCGUUCAAGGAUUUUGUUGACGACAAUAUCUUUGCCAGUUUGUUGGAUUUGCAAGCGGAGUGGGUGCUUUGGCAGACGGGACUCGAGCUGCGAUACUCGGGAAUUAUCUUGCUGCGUCUGAAGGAAGUCAAUUACAACAUGAAGAAUUCUCCGUACGAUUACAGACAAUUCAAAUUCAAACUCAAACAAGAUGGUAUUUGGUGCACGGUAGACCUGAAGAAUUCCGCUAUUCUUGAAAUUUGGUUUCCGGUGGACACAUUGGUAAUUAAGCAGCCUAUCAUGUCCGAUUCCGUGGAUGAGGAGCCGAUGGGUUACCAGGCAAUUGUAGUCGAGCCGCGACCCGAAAGUAUGCCGCAACUGAUGGCGCUGAUUGUCGAUCACAUUGAUAUUCUACUCGAGGACUGGUAUCCCACGUUAGGCACACGCUUUGUUCACACGUCGGAGGGCAAGUUGCUGGUCACGAGGCUAAUACCGUGUCCGCGCUGUUUACUUGGCAACACCGAGAACGGAGACGGCGAGUCGAGUGACAGCGACGGUCGUCUGAUCGAGGAUAUACAGAAAUAUUGCGCAGUAAAUCGCGCCGAGCGACAAAGCCAGGAUAGCUACAAAUCUGACGGUGAUAGCGGCGUUGGUUAUGACAGUCUAACGUCUAGCAGAAUGCCAUCGCUCGAAGGACAUCCGGACAUGUCGCGGCAGCAAAGCACCUCGCAUUUCGAGAGCACUCUUGCUUACUCUUGGAUGGUAGAAGAAUGCAUACUGGCGGCGUACAGCAACAAGCCCAUCAGCUGUCCGCGACAUUCGGAAAUUCCGUUGUCGCAUGUCGCGCCUGAUAUUAUCUUCAUGGAUUUGGGGGUCAAACAUCUGAUCAAGUCGGAGGAUCUAAAACGUGGCAAAUUGCUAGGUCGUGGCGCCUUCGGUUUCGUCUUCCGCGGCAGUUGUCGACUGCCGGGUACGCAUGUACGCGCUGACGUAGCCAUCAAGAUGCUGCAGCCAGUUUCACCAGGCCCGAACUCCACGCAGUCGGCAAUUCUCGCGUACAAGGCGUCGCAGAGCAAGUGGGAUCGCGAUCCAUUACAGUAUGCCUGCAAAGCCUAUUGCAUGGCACGUCAGGAACUCAACAUACUGCUAACACUCAGGCACGCUAAUAUCGUUCCGUUGAUCGGCAUAGUUGUUAGUCCAUUGGCUCUUGUAUUGGAUCUCGCUCCUCAGGGAGCAUUGGACGGCGUCUUGAAGAAUUAUCGUCGCUCCGGUGCCAAACUGGAUCCCUACACGUUACAAGCGAUAAUUCUGCAAGUCGCUAAGGCGAUAGAAUACCUGCACCAACAGCACGUUAUCUAUCGCGAUCUCAAAUCGGAGAACGUGUUGGUGUGGCAGAUGCCGUUGCCGUUUCAAGAGAGUCCGGAACUGGUGCACGUCAAGGUUGCCGAUUACGGUAUCUCGCGACUGACACUACCUACGGGAGCGAAAGGAUUCGGUGGCACGGAAGGCUUUAUGGCGCCUGAGAUAAUCAAGUACAACGGCGAGGAAGAAUAUACGGAGAAAGUUGACUCGUUUUCGUUCGGCAUGUUUAUUUACGAGCUGAUCACGCUGCGCCAGCCGUUCGAGGGUCACGAAGCAGUGAAGGAGUGCAUUCUGGAAGGUGGCCGACCGCCACUCAUGUAUCGCGAAACCUUUCAUCCGUGCUACGCACUCGAUCUGAUGGUUAUAUGUUGGGCGCAGAACCCAAAGGAUCGACCGACAGCCAGUCAGAUAGUUUCGAUCGCUUCCGCGCCCGAGUUCACGCACCUGAUAGACGUUACCUUGCUGACGGAACGCACGCAGGUGACAGCAGUCACCAUGACGAACUGCAGUGGCAACAACAGUCAGAGCGAUGCAGUGGACAGUCUGAACGGGGACGAGAUCUGGUUCGGUCACAACAACGGUGAGGUGGAUAUGCUACUAGGAACCCAGAAGGGCUGGCUUCGUCACAUACGCAUCGAGACACCGGUAAUUCCGUACGCUAUGUGCGGCGUAGAUGGCUACAUCUGGAUUGGCGAUAAUGUCGGCCAAGUACAUGUCUAUCUGUGUGGCAACUUUGGCUGCGUAGCCAGCCACAGUUUGGAAGCAGAUCACAGCAAGGAAUCCAAGGUAAUCGGAUUGAUCCAUCUGGAACAGCUGAAACAGUUCGCUGUGGCGUUGCACAGCGGUCGGAUCUUCUUACUAUCCAACUCGUUUACGCAAAUCAAGAAGACAGAAAUCACCGGCGGUGCGGAAACGACGCGCCAAGGCGCUGAUAUCAAGACCUACUCGCUAGCGGCGGUCUGUCGAAAAAGACGUGUGUUAGAACUCUGGGUUGGCCAGAGUUUCGGACGAAUAUCCGUUUACACGUUGAAAGACGGCAAUCUGGUCGACACGGUGCAGCUGUCUCAUUGCACCGGCACGGUCGGCGACGCCGCCAUGCGAAAUCUCUUCGCCACGUAUCUGACUAGCGCGAUGGUUGAGAACUUUGUCUUCUCGUACACGUAUCCAGGCUGCGUGGUAUAUCAAUGGGACGUGGAAAGUCGACAGAUUGUCAACAAACUCGAUAUGUCCAAACUAGUACCGUGCUCCGAGAGUCUCAAAUCUAUCUCGAUCGAAGAGAAUCUAUCAACGGAGAAGUGCCAGGUGACCGCGCUCGAAGCUAGCGCCGGUCAGCUGUACAUCGGCACUACCUGGGGCUGCAUCGUCGUCGCCGAGUGCGGUACUUUACGGCCCGUCACUGUGUUUCGUCCAUUCGAGGGCAAGGUCUGUCAGAUCGUGUCCUUCAAAUCUGUCGACAAGAAGAAGGCGGUGCUGGCUACCGUCGGCCAAGGUUACCGCAGCCUUAUCGCACGAUACGCCGAUUUUCCUCUGAAGAAUUUGGAAAACGAAGAACUCAGACACAGCAUGUACACCUUACUGUGGCGAUCAGAGAACUGGUCGGCUGCUUGAUUCCCACGGAGAUCUUAAGAUCCGCAGCUUUCUUCCGACGAAUAAUUUCCGUCGCAAUGAGAUUCUCAGUUAGUGCCAAUGUAGAAGAUAUUACAAAUCACGUACUGAACCGGUCUGAAGAAAGGUGGAAUCGUCGUGCUAAACCAAAAAAAAAACUUUACCGGAAGUGCUUAAGUGGGGAGUGCGUAACGACACUGCUCGGCGAAUCUUAUACGUCCACUAUAUUAUUAUAGUACAGUACAAUGGAUAUUCCGUGCGAAACGGUGCUCGAGGAUGAAAAUCAUAUUCCCGUGAAAUUAUGAUGAAAUAAAGAAACGCAUUUUUUUCUUUGUUUCGAGAAAUAUGUCGAGGGAGUGAUAAAGGAAUAUCCCGUAUAUCACGUUACGAGCUGAUUCUUUAGUUCGUCCAGCUUGCAGGAAUUAUCAGUCAGAUGUAAGAGAAAUAUAAUACACAUACACACACACACACACACUUUUAUUUUGUAUAAAACUAAAUGCUCUAAGUACUCUAGAAUAAGUUUCUGCUCGGUGAUUUGUGAUAGAACACCGCGCGAUAUAUACUCGCGCGUUAUUUAAAUGAUUAAGUAAACGCUUUAAACUCUGAAAUAUAGAACAAAGGAGAUGAUCUGGGAUUUGAAUACAGUUUGUUUCAUCAUUGUGGGACAAGAAUAAACAAUAAAAUAAAAGGUAACUUGGGCAUCUCUUCAAUUGAUAUUAAUCAUAUUAGCCGUUAGAUAUUAAAGAGCUAUUUUUAGCACCAUUACAAAUUUUUUGAUAACAUUGUUUAAUACAUCAAUUAAAGCAUCGAUGAAAGUCUGUCGUCGCUGAUGGCUAAACUUUCAUCGUCUUCAAUUGAUACAAAUUUCUGUAGAAUCAUGGUCGUAUAUCUUUCCGUGAGACUCAGAUGCAUCACGUCCAAAGUAAUAAUCUUUCGAAUAUAGUAUAUAUCAAGAAAUAUGUAAAACUUAAUUUAAGAUUCAAAGAGGUUGUGGGACAUGCUUAAUACGUUGCAUGUUAUUACACGUAACAAUAUGAAGAUACACACGUAACACUACAAGAUAAACACGUUGAACACAUUUUGAUCCAUUUUGCUCAAUUAAAAAACUUUUCUUUCUCUCGCGAUUUAAUCACACAAAAAUAAAUUAAUUGUAUUUCAAAAUAAUAUAUGUGUGAUAUACGUACAUAUGAAAUUAUUUUCAAUUAUGUGACGCUCUCUAAUUGUCAAGAAUUGUCUUUGUCAAUAAGAUGAGAUUUUUUUUUUAUGGGAAAUCUCUUAUUUAGUCGAUAUUCGUCCCUUCUCGAUACGUAAACACUCUUUAAAAUAGUUCUUUUAUUUUUUUUGUUUUUUUUUUUAGAUCGUAACAUAAUAAAGCGAGCAAUAUACAAUAUUUAUACACGUAUUGUAAUGCAUUUCAACAAAAACCGGUAUUUAUAGAAACCGAGUGAAAAAUCAGUUCCAGAGAAAAUGUAAGAGCGACCGUAAAUCCUUUCCGAUAACGUAUGAUGCGUUGUUAUUUAUUCUCGAAUCAGCACGUUUAGCGUAUUAUCGCGGUAGCUUUGACUCAUAUAUAAUUGUGUUUUAUACUUAGCUUUAAUUAAUACUCGUACCUGUGCAGCGCGUCAAGCGACCAAGUGAUAUACAAUGCAGCUUGCAUCCCCCCUUUUUCUACUACGAUGACGUUUAUUACGACAAAAGUGGAAAUUGUAUAUCAUCCGCUACAUAUACAAUAAUCUCAAAAUUAAUAUGCCUUGAAAUACGGCAAGUCAUUACUGUUGUAAAAAUAUUCCUCUAUAUCUUAUAUUAGGAUUUUAAAUUUUAAAUGAGUGAUCUCCGAUAUAUAAGUUAGGAUUACAUCAAUGUAAAAUUCAUGUUUAACUACUCAUUGUGAAGAUUAUAUUGCAUUAGGUUGUGUCAUCUUAUUUACUCAUUCAUUAUUUACUCAUCGUCAACUCAAAUUAUUAACUUUGUCCGAACUCAACAUUGUUAUUUAAUGUAUUGAUUGUCACAAAAUAUAAACUGUUGUUGAAAAAAAUUCGUUGUUAUUUACUUUUAUAUUACUACCGCAUGU
Pseudomyrmex gracilis is the source of this 9864-nucleotide messenger RNA. It is a transcript of the gene Lrrk, whose product is annotated as leucine-rich repeat serine/threonine-protein kinase 1. The record is from RefSeq and is a predicted model, not a curated record. The coding region runs from base 345 to 7796 and encodes 2483 amino acids. The transcript is spliced from 4 exons. Gene Ontology annotation, molecular function: ATP binding; protein kinase activity; protein binding. Gene Ontology annotation, biological process: protein phosphorylation. NCBI's taxonomy places the organism in Eukaryota, Metazoa, Arthropoda, Insecta, Hymenoptera, Formicidae.